This is a messenger RNA of Aspergillus eucalypticola CBS 122712, 1680 nucleotides long. RefSeq lists its product as uncharacterized. The record is from RefSeq and is a predicted model, not a curated record. Lineage: Eukaryota; Fungi; Ascomycota; Eurotiomycetes; Eurotiales; Aspergillaceae. Bases 1 to 1680 code for a protein of 559 amino acids. The transcript is spliced from 4 exons.
AUGCUUGACAGACUACCCCCUGAGGUUCUUCUCAUAACACUAGAACCGGCUGACUUAUCACAGUACAUAACCCGCCAUGAUCUCAACAACAUAUGCCGUGUUUCCAAGCACCUCUACGCUAUUGCAGUUCCACUUCUGUACAAGUCUGUAACUUUAAUAUCCGAUAGACCUGGAAUCAGCGAGACAUGGCACCAUGUUGACUCCCUACUCCGAGCACCUGCUUUCCCAGUUGACUCGCUAGUGCACAUGAGAGAUAUCGAGAUUCAGGAAAACCGCUUCUGGCCUUGGUGGGGGUGUCACCACAGCUAUAGGAUAUUGGAGCAAGACGAUCCGGACGAUUACAAAGAAGCUAGAUUAAGAAGGGAUGAAAUACGCUAUCUGUCUUCCAAGUUAUUGCAUGUGUUUUCAAGAUGUCCGGCGGAUAGGCUACAAAGAUUUAGCUGGAACAUUGGCACAUGCUUACCUAGCAAAUUUCUCGGUGACUCUGGAUAUCUUAUACUAAAUCAGCGCAAGCUUGUAGCUAUUCAUCUAAGAACAGGUAGCUGUUGUGCCGCUGGCGGCAGUGAUAUCUUGCUAUCAAAGUUUGCGUGUUUAAGAACCAUCUCAUGGCCUGACCUAUCUUAUGAACGUCAUGUUCGUGAACUGUGUCUAGCACUGAAGUCGAAUGCGUUCCACCUUACCCGAAUGAACUUGGGAGUCACAAGUAUAUCUAGUGAUGAAGUAACGCAAUCCAUACAAUCAAUGCUUGCCAAAGAGAUCUUGGACAUGCAUGAUUGGAGAACAGCCUUUCGAUUUCCCGUUAUUCGAUAUCUUUCAUUGUCUUACUUGGAUCUGACACCGAUAUCCCACGUGCUUUCAUCUAUCUUCAACAUCUCCUCACUUCAAUCCUUGAGUCUGCGUUCAUGCACAUCCUGGGAGUAUGCCUUACUCAAUUUAACCAAUUCUGGAUCCAGGAUCGCCUUGAAGUCUUUGACACUGGAGACGUAUACGGAACGAACUGAAGAAGAUAGUAUUCUUGCAAUACCAGCUUUCCUUAAAUCAUUCGAGGGGCUAGAAGAGUUGUACAUCUUUGUCACUGGUUCUAUAAGCCCAGUCCCUGUAUGGCCUUCUGUGUUUACUCACAAGAAAACAUUGAGAAAGCUCGUAUUCCAGCAGAUAAAUAUUGAUGCAUACCAGUCCGAGGAAGAUGGUCUUUACUCGGGUGCAACCGGUUUUCUUGAGCAAUUGGCGGGUGCUGACCAAAACCCAUCCGUUAGUCCCAAUCUUGUGUUUUUGGGCACAUCCAGCAAUGAUUUUAACACCCUGAAGUCUAUUCUGACCUCGCCAGGUAUCAAAGCAAAUAUUCGCGUUCUCCAUCUGAGACGGUGCAAAGAAUGUUACGAUCAGUCAUACUUGAAAAAAUCCGACUGUUCGGAUGAUAUCAUCAAUAAUAAGCUGCCAUCGUUUCGUCAGUUCCUGGCAUGGGCAUUUGGACCCGAAGGCCCCCCUGAACUUCAAGUGGUGGGGCAUUGCGCCUUCGUCUUCAAGCAGCCUAUCAGCGAUGUGUUCUACUUUAAAGAUGCACAACACGAGGAUGGAUAUCGUUACGUAUUUCGGCGUCGCACGCAACUAUUUGAUUUUCUUCGGCAGUAUGCUUAUGCUUUAGAUGCAUGUCGUUGUGAUGACUAUCUUAUGGAUUGA